AUGAUAUCAUCUAAUAAUGUUGUUUAUGAUACAGCACAAGAUAUUUUUUAUAUAAAUCAUCAUAUUGAAAUUAUAAAAAAUGAAACAGCUAUCCUUCAUAAUACAAUCAAUGAUGCUUUAUUAAAUGUUGAUGGAGCACUGUCAAAUGUUCGUUUACAGACAAAAGUUGUUGUAUCAGAAGUUUCAGAUACAGCUAAAAAUUUACCACGUUCCUCAACUUAUUUAAUAAUUUUAUUUAUCAUUGAAGCUAUAAUAAUUAUAUUUGCAUUGUGGUUAAUAUAUCUUAUAUUUAAAGUAUGGAAAAAUUUACCACAACGACAAAUGAAAAUUGAAAAAAUUAUAAAAAAAGAAAAAUUUAUUCAUAAUAAACCAUAUGUAUUGUUACCGAUGAUUCCACCUCCACAAUAUUAUGAUGACAAUGUAUUAGAAUAUAUUGACACUUCUAUUUUAGAUGACACAAAAAAAGAUUAUUACUUUAAAUAA
Molecule: messenger RNA, 483 nt
Organism: Strongyloides ratti
Lineage: Eukaryota; Metazoa; Nematoda; Chromadorea; Rhabditida; Strongyloididae
Exons: 2
Coding region: 1-483 (160 amino acids)
Source: RefSeq, a predicted model, not a curated record